This is a messenger RNA of Andrographis paniculata, 1591 nucleotides long. Its product is annotated as agmatine deiminase-like. Bases 295 to 1425 code for a protein of 376 amino acids. Gene Ontology annotation, molecular function: protein-arginine deiminase activity; agmatine deiminase activity. The transcript has 11 exons. Gene Ontology annotation, biological process: putrescine biosynthetic process. NCBI's taxonomy places the organism in Eukaryota, Viridiplantae, Streptophyta, Magnoliopsida, Lamiales, Acanthaceae. The record is from RefSeq and is a predicted model, not a curated record.
GACUUAGCCGCCACUACCCAAAUCGUAUCGACGCGUACAUAAACGGCACUGUGCAGAUACGUAGUAAGGACUGUGAAACCGGAGGAAAUAAAAGGAAAGGAGAAAGAGGAUCAAUUGCUGCCUGGCGACUGGACCUGCGUUUUGAUCCGUCGCCGUUGUAAGGCACACCGGCCGGCAGUUCCUGACGCCUUUGUUGGAUCGAGAAACUCCGAUUCGAUUUGAAGAGUUUCGUUGAUCCUUUGAGGAAACCCUCUCCCUCGUUCAGCGGCUUCUCCGUUUUCUUAGAACUUGAUAAUGGAACUAAAGGGGAAGCCUGUCGAUCAAGGGUACCGCAUGCCUGCGGAAUGGGAGCCACACUCCCAGUGCUGGAUUGGAUGGCCGGAAAGGCCCGACAACUGGCGAAACAAUGCGGUACAUGCUCAAGAUGCAUAUGUUAAUGUUGCCACUGCAAUUUCUAGGUUUGAACCUGUUACUGUAUGUGCCAGCAGUGCACAGUGGAAUAAGGCACGGAGCAUGUUGCCAGAGCAUAUUCGGGUGGUGGAGAUGAGCAUGAACGAUUCAUGGUUCCGUGACACUGGUCCGACUUUUGUUAUCGGAAAUUGUGAGGAGAAACAAAAUAACAAGAUUGCUGGGAUUGAUUGGAACUUCAAUGGCUAUGGGGGCUUGGAUGGGGGCUGUUAUAUUGAUUGGGGCCAAGAUUUGCUCAUUGCAAGAAAGGUUCUGGAAAUCGAGAAAACCCCGAGGUUUCCCCAUUCUAUGAUUCUUGAAGGUGGAAGCAUUCAUGUAGACGGAGAUGGGACUUGCCUUACAACAGAAGAGUGCCUCCUGAAUAAAAACCGGAACCCCGAUUUAACCAAAGAACAAAUUGAAAAUGAGCUCAAAUCAUUUCUCGGAGUCAAGAAAGUCAUCUGGCUCCCUCGUGGAUUGCAUGGCGAUGAUGACACCAAUGGACAUAUUGAUAACAUGUGCUGUUUCGCAAGGCCCGGCGUAGUGUUGUUGUCGUGGACAGACGAUGAAUCAGACCCACAAUACGAGCGUUGUAUGGAGGCCAUUUCAGUUCUUACCAACACUACGGAUGCUAAAGGUAGAAAAUUUGAGAUCUUCAAGCUUCAUGUCCCGGGGCCACUUUACAUGACAGUCGAAGAGGCCGAGGGAGUCUCACAGGAUGGCGAUGCAAAACUAAGGAUCCCGGGAACUCGGCUGGCAGCUUCAUAUGUCAACUUCUACAUUGCCAAUGGAGCAAUUAUUGCUCCCCAAUUUGGUGAUAAGAAAUGGGACACUGAAGCUCUCCAUGUCCUGUCGUCAGCAUUUCCGGGAUAUGAGGUGGUGGGAGUUGAAGGAUGUCGUGAGAUAGUGCUUGGUGGGGGAAAUAUACACUGCAUCACCCAACAGCAACCUGCUGCUGCCUCUGCCCUUCCUAAUUAAAGUUAAUUAAUUAUUUAACCAAUGAAAAUCAUCAGAAGGAAUUAUGGUGUCAAUUUACAUUACGCACUUUUGCCAUUAUGCUUUAAAUAUUUAUUGUUUAUGAUUGAACCCAAGUCUGGUGUUGUGUCGUUGACAUCUCUUAUCAAAUCGUUUUCUUGGUUCCAAA